UAGGCGUGUGGACAAAACACGAACGAACCAACCAACUCCUCCAAACAUGUUGUCUAAACCCAGUUCCACUUUUUCUUCGGUCAAAUAAAUAAGCCGCACCCAUUCUCCAUUCGUUGCAUUAUUAUUUAAUAAUAAUAGUAUUCCAUUCCCAUUCCCAUUCGCACUUGCACCCUAUCACACUCAUUCCUUUACCUUCCAAUCUACCAUUACAUUCUCCAUGGCGGCCCUCGCUGCCUCAUCCUCCGCCGCUACUCUUCCCUCCUCCGUCAAAUUCUCUUCCCCUUCUCAAUUUCCUAAUUCUACCACCUUCACCCCCCAUCGACUAUCUCUCACCCCCAAAUGCACCCUUCGUUCCGAAAACACCCUUCCCCAAAACGCCAUCGUUUCCAAACCUUCUCCUCUCGAGUUACUCAAAACUUCUUCUGCCGACAGGUAUACGAAGGAGAAGAGCAGCAUCAUUGUGAUUGGACUCAACAUUCACACUGCUCCCGUUGAAAUGCGUGAGAAGCUUGCAAUUCCAGAAGCACAGUGGCCUCAAGUUAUUCAGGAGCUUUGUGCUCUCAAUCAUAUUGAAGAAGCCGCUGUUCUCAGCACUUGUAAUCGAAUUGAGAUAUAUGUUGUUGCUCUCUCUCAACACCGUGGUGUUAGAGAAGUCACCGAUUGGAUCUCUAAGUUAAGUGGGGUUUCGGUACCUGAGAUUUGUAAGCACCAGAUCUUGUUGUAUAAUAAGGAUGCCACACGACAUCUUUUUGAAGUAGCUGCCGGUCUCGACUCCCUUGUUCUUGGGGAGGGUCAAAUUCUUUCUCAAGUUAAACAAGUUGUUAAAUCUGGACAAGGAGUGCCUGGUUUUGAUAGGAAAAUCAGUGGUUUGUUCAAACAGGCUAUCUCUGUUGGAAAACGGGUUCGAACUGAGACUAACAUUUCAUCGGGAUCGGUUUCUGUUAGUUCAGCUGCUGUGGAGUUGGCGCUUAUGAAGUGUUCAAAAUCUUCCUUUGACAACGAUAGAGUGUUGGUAAUUGGGGCGGGUAAGAUGGGGAAACUUGUGAUCAAACAUUUGACUGCUAAAGGGUGUCGAAAAAUGGUGGUUGUUAACAGAACUGAAGAGAAAGUCAAUGCCAUUAGGCAAGAGUUGAAGGAUAUUGACAUAGUAUUUAGACCUCUUUCUGAGAUGUUGGAAUGUGCUGCUGAGGCUGAUGUAAUCUUCACCAGCACUGCAUCUGAGUCCCCUUUGUUCUCAAAAGAGAAUGUGCAGAUGCUUUCUCCGGUUGGCCAAGGUGUGAGAAGACGACUUUUUGUUGAUAUAUCUAUUCCAAGGAAUGUGGAACCAGGUGUGUCGGAGCUGGAAAGUGCACUAGUGUACAAUGUGGAUGAUCUUCGGGAAGUUGUUGCUGCUAACAAGGAGGAUAGACACCAGAAAGCUAUGGAAGCACGGGGAAUAAUCCAGGAGGAAUUGAAUAAGUUUGAUGCGUGGAUAGACUCUCUUGAAACUGUUCCUACUAUUAAGAAAUUUAGAGCUUAUGUUGAAAGGAUUAGAGCCUCUGAGCUGGAAAAAUGUUUGUCAAAGAUGCGUGGUGAUGUCUCCAAGGAACACAAAGAAGCAAUGUAUGCCCUUAGUAUGGGUAUUGUGAAUAAGCUACUUCAUGGUCCCAUGCAGCACCUGAGGUGUGACGGGAAUGAUAAUAAUAGUCUUAGUGAAGUCCUUGAGAACAUGCGUGCUCUUAACAGAAUGUAUGAUCUUGAGACAGAAAUAUCCUUGAUGGAAGAAAAGAUCAGAGUCAAGAUGGAACGGAGUCAGAAGUAAACUACUCUUGAUCUUGAGACAGAAAUAUCCUUGAUGGAAGAAAAGAUCAGAGUCAAGAUGGAACGGAGUCAGAAGUAAACUACUCUUAAAAUGUUUUUCGAUUAAUGCGAUUCCCAUGGUGGCUGAAAGCCUCACCAUUUUGUACAUUACAGUAAUAUCUUGACGCCCUUAGGAGACUCAUUCUUUUUAAUCAUUCUUUUUUUAACAUUAUACGAAGGGGAAUAGACAUUGGUGUCCCCAUACUGAAUAUUGUGAGUGUAGUUGAAGAAGAUUCAUGCUCCUCAUGACAAGAGGUGGUUCUUGUAUUUUUAAUUGUUAACAUUGCAAUUUGCAAGUGCUGAUUUUUAAUAUUAGUCUGAGAAGCUGUUUUCAAACAUCUUAUCA
Molecule: messenger RNA, 2185 nt
Organism: Cicer arietinum (chickpea)
Lineage: Eukaryota; Viridiplantae; Streptophyta; Magnoliopsida; Fabales; Fabaceae
Product: glutamyl-tRNA reductase 2, chloroplastic-like
Biological process (GO): tetrapyrrole biosynthetic process
Molecular function (GO): NADP binding; glutamyl-tRNA reductase (NADP+) activity
Source: RefSeq, a predicted model, not a curated record